Molecule: messenger RNA, 936 nt
Organism: Lontra canadensis (Northern American river otter)
Lineage: Eukaryota; Metazoa; Chordata; Mammalia; Carnivora; Mustelidae
Product: olfactory receptor 6C70-like
Biological process (GO): G protein-coupled receptor signaling pathway
Cellular component (GO): membrane
Molecular function (GO): G protein-coupled receptor activity; olfactory receptor activity
Source: RefSeq, a predicted model, not a curated record
AUGAAGAAUCAUACAAAACAGAUAGAGUUUAUCCUUCUGGGACUGACAGAUAAUUCUCUGUUACAGAUCGUAAUUUUAUUAUUUCUAUUUCUAAAUUACAUGCUGAGUAUGAUAGGAAACUUAACCAUCAUUGCCCUUACUCUACUGGAUUUUCAUCUCAAGACCCCAAUGUAUUUUUUCCUCCAUAAUUUCUCUUUCCUGGAAAUUUCGUUCACAAGUGUUUGCAUCCCCAGGUUCCUAAUCACCACUGUAACCAGAGAAAAGUCCAUUUCCUAUAAUGGCUGUAUAUCUCAGUUGUUUUUUUACAUAUUCUUGGGGGUUACAGAAUUUUUCCUUCUGGCAGCUUUGUCCUAUGACCAUUAUGUGGCCAUCUGCAAACCUUUGCAUUAUACAUCCAUCAUGAGCAACAGAAUUUGUCAUCAGAUUGUACUCAGUGCCUGGGCAACUGGAUUUCUGGUCAUUUUCCCUCCAUUGUUUUUAAUUCUGAACCUGGAUUUCUGUGCUUCCAAUAUCAUUGAUCAUUUCAUUUGUGACGUUUCUCCUGUCCUGCAACUUUCUUGCUCAGACACACAUUUACUAGAACUGAUUGCUUUUUUCUUGGCCUUGAUAAUCCUCAUUGUCACGUUGUUAUUAGUAAUCCUUUCUUACUCUUACAUAAACAAGACAAUUCUAAAAUUCCCUUGUUCAGCAAAGAAAAAAGCCUUUUCGACCUGCUCUUCUCACAUGAUUGUUGUAUCCAUCAGUUAUGGUAGUUGCAUAUUCAUGUACAUAAAGCCAUCUGCAAAUGAAAGAGUCACUUCAAGCAAAGGAGUAGCGGUGCUCAAUACUUCAGUUGCCCCUAUGUUGAAUCCAUUCAUUUAUACUCUGAGAAACCAGCAAGUUAAACAAGCCUUCAGAGAUGUAUUUAGUAAGAUAUCUUCUGCUUCGGAUAAAUAA